This is a messenger RNA of Trematomus bernacchii (emerald rockcod), 7811 nucleotides long. It is a transcript of the gene osbpl8, whose product is annotated as oxysterol binding protein-like 8. The coding region runs from base 670 to 3351 and encodes 893 amino acids. The transcript has 23 exons. The record is from RefSeq and is a predicted model, not a curated record. Gene Ontology annotation, cellular component: membrane; cytosol; intracellular membrane-bounded organelle. Gene Ontology annotation, molecular function: cholesterol binding. NCBI's taxonomy places the organism in Eukaryota, Metazoa, Chordata, Actinopteri, Perciformes, Nototheniidae.
UGGUUUAUUGGUGCAGAAGGUCUUCAGUCAACAAGAGCAUGAGGAGGAGCCUUUUACGUUACAGUAUCUUUGCUAAAGUGACACGCAGAGCUAUUAGCGGCAUCUAAACACUCGGUCUAUAAACAGUGGUUGCCAACUUCCUUGUUUUGUGGUUGUGUGGUUUCUGCUGUUUUGUGUGUGAGAUGAUGUUGGUCUGAAAAACAUGUUGAGAAGAGUUGCACUGAUAGGUUGUUUAUAGAGAGAUGGAUGGGGAGAUCAGGAGAGGGAACAGGAUGAGUGCCUUUGAGGCCAGAUAAAAGCUGAGGAAGACAUGCCAGUGAUGUAACACAUUUACAGGACAAUUACCAGUAGGACGACAAGAAAAAGAGGAAAGAGCGCUCAUCAUCAAAGAGAGAGAGAGAGAGAGAGAGGCUUGAAUUCUCUUGCAUGCUUGUUCCCUCUGCCUUGUCUCCUCCCUUCAGUGUUUUUGUGUGUGUGUGAGUGUGUGUGUGGAGAGACGGGGCUGAGCUCAGUGGCAUGUCGUACCAGGUUUAGUUUCUCCAAGAAGCAGUGACAAGCGCACCUCCCUCGGCUGACUGACAUACGCACCAUGCAGAGUUGAAAGAGAGCCUUUCCGCCCCCGCUGCCGUGGUGAGCAGUGAUGACCCCGUCCUUCUGACCCCAGGCAGGAUGAGCCAGCGCCAGGUGAAGGACAAAGACAAAGACAAGGACAAAGACAAGGACAAAGACAAGGAGAAAGAGAAAGAGAAGGAGAAGGAGAAGGAGAAAGAGGCAGGUCUUCAAACGCCCAACAGGGAACUCGUUACCACCCCCUCUGCACUCAGCCCGGGGGUCAGCUACACCCACGGUUUCGAGAGAGGGAAGGAAGACCUCCUGGCUCUGCCUUUGAAGGAGGACUCUCACUCCAUAUCUAAGAGCAAGUCUGAAACAAAGCUGUACAAUGGCUCCGACAAAGACGUGUCUGCAUCCGGAGGAAAGCUCACCAAGAAGGAGUCCCUCAAGGUGCAGAAGAAAAACUACAGGGAGGAAAAGAAGAGGGCGACCAAGGAGCUGCUCAGCACCAUCACUGACCCCUCCGUCAUAGUGAUGGCCGACUGGCUAAAGAUCCGCGGCACUCUGAAGAGCUGGACCAAGCUGUGGUGCGUUCUGAAACCAGGCGUCCUGCUCAUCUACAAAACCCACAAGAACGGGCAGUGGGUCGGCACGGUGCUGCUGAACGCCUGCGAGCUCAUCGAGAGGCCGUCCAAGAAAGAUGGAUUCUGCUUCAAACUCUUCCACCCGCUGGAGCAGUCCAUCUGGGCCGUCAAGGGUCCUAAAGGAGAAGCAGUCGGCUCCAUCACUCAACCAUUACCCGGCAGCCACCUCAUCUUCCGCGCUGCCUCUGAAUCCGAUGGUCGAUGCUGGAUGGACGCCUUAGAGCUGGCGCUGAAGUGCUCCAGCCUGCUGAAGAGGACCAUGAUCCGAGAGGGGAAAGAGGACAUGAGCACAGUUGCUACCGGAGGAGAACACUCCAUUAACUUCUACAGCCUCCUCCGAGCACACAACAUCCACGGCUUCCAGUUCAACGACAGCGACCAUCUGAAAGACCCGGACCUGUAUUCGGAUAAAUCUGACCGUGAGGGGGAACAGGACCACGAGGAGUCGGACCCCGAAGGUCUGGAGAAGAGCGAGGAGAGCGACAGCGACACGUCGGAGCGCCAAGACGACUCGUACAUCGACCUGGACCCCAACGAACAUCUGAGGGAAACACCGUAUCUGGAACAAUCCCACGAGGAGCUCGGAGAGGCGGGUGAGGCGGCGCAGACGGAGACGGUGUCGGAGGAGAAUAAAUCUCUGAUCUGGACUCUUCUGAAGCAGGUGCGACCCGGCAUGGAUCUCUCCAAAGUGGUUCUGCCCACUUUCAUCCUGGAGCCACGGUCCUUUCUGGACAAACUCUCCGACUACUACUACCACGCCGACUUCCUGUCAGAAGCUGCGAUCGAAGAGAACGCUUACAACCGGAUGAAGAAGGUGGUGAAGUGGUAUAUCUCUGGAUUUUACAAAAAGCCAAAGGGUUUGAAGAAGCCUUAUAACCCCAUCAUUGGAGAGACGUAUCGCUGCAUGUGGCUCCAUCAGCAGACCAACAGCAAGACUUUCUACAUCGCAGAACAGGUAUCCCAUCAUCCUCCUGUUUCGGCGUUCUAUGUCAGCAACAGGAAGGAUGGAUUCUGCCUCAGUGGAAGCAUCCUCGCUAAAUCCAAGUUCUACGGAAACUCCCUGUCGGCCAUAUUGGACGGGGAGGCUCGGCUCAAUUUUCUCAACCGAGGAGAGGACUACGUGAUGAACAUGCCCUACGCUCACUGUAAAGGCAUCCUGUACGGCACCAUGACUCUGGAGCUCGGCGGCCAGAUCACCGUCGCCUGCGAGAAAACAGGCUACAGCGCUCAGCUCGAAUUCAAACUAAAGCCUUUCCUGGGCAGCAGUGACUGUGUCAACCAGAUCUGUGGGAAGAUCAAGCUGGGGAAAGAGGUGUUAGCCACGCUCGAGGGACACUGGGACAGCGAGAUCUUCAUCAACGACAAGAAGACGGGGACCGUGGAAACUUUCUGGAAUCCAACGACCGAGCUGAGACAGAGUCGACUCACUCGAUGCACCGUUCCCCCCGAAGAACAAGGAGAAUCUGAAUCAGAGAGACUGUGGCAGCAUGUGACUCGGGCCGUCAACAACAAGGACCAGACGGAGGCCACCAACGAGAAGUUCUUCCUGGAGGAAGCCCAGAGGAAGUCUGCUCGCGAGCGGAAAGCUAAAUGUGAAGAAUGGAACCCCGCGCUGUUCGAGCAGGACCCCGUCACCGGAGAGUGGCAUUACAGAUAUGCCGACACGAGGCCGUGGGAUCCGCUCAACGACUUGAUCCAGUUUGAGAAAGACGGCUGCAUCCAGACCAAGGUCCGACACCGCACCCCUAUGGUACGUUCUGGCAGUCUUAUUAGUCUGAGUAACCAGGGGCCGCGGAGGGACAAUUGCAAGUGCCAGGUGACGGUGCCAAAGAGGAAACACAAGAGCGAUAAACCCAAGAAGCCGGAGAGCGGAUGUUCCUCUCCUGAACCCGACCGCCAGGACUCGUCUGGCAGCGAACGACACAAAAGCAAGCAUAACAGUCGACUGAGGAAAAAAGGAGCGGACCUCAGUGAACUUCAAAGUGCCAUUGAAACCAUAAAGAAGACUCAGGAGGACAUUAACAGGAACAUCAGCGUUCUGCGGAGCCGUGCAGCCGGCCGGGUGGAGAGCGCUUCGUUCCUCCAACAGCGCGACUACGUCAUCAUCGUUUUUCUCAUCCUCCUUCAGGUCCUGAUCAACUAUGUCUUCAAGUAGCAGACACACACACACACACACUCACUCACACUCACACUCACUCACACUCACACUCACACACACACACACACACACACACACACACAGAUCGUGGGGGACUAAGAGAUGUGAACUUUGACAUCUUGCUCUUUAUCAAAUCCUACUACAAACGUCCAGAAAAAAGGUGGAGACUUUCACACAAAAAGAGACUUUUUUUUAAAAAGUUGUUUUUAUUUUUAUCCAAUCCAUUCCAAAGCUCCACAGAUUUCAAAGUGAAGAAGAGGAGGAGGAGCAGCGAGAGGAAGAGGAGGGGAUGAAGUCUCUACUGCCACUCUGGAGCUCGUUGAUUUGUCUCAAUGUAGAGGCAAAGACAGCAGCCAUUUUUAGCUCUUAUUCGUUGUGUUUUUUCCCCGAUUGAGUGACACUAUUCUGUGACUUACAUUUCAUUUUUAACAGGGAACCUUUUAACACGGACUCAAAUACCAGGACUCACAGAUUCCUUUCAUUUUAAUGUUUUUUUAAUCGUUUUUUGUUUGUUCUUUUGUUUGCUUGGUGUGUCCUGUGUGAAUAACGGUCUGCUCGCAGCAGUGAUAAGGGAGAGAAAAACAAAGUGGUCCAAUCUAUGUGACUUUUAUUUUUUUAUUAUCAGCUGGGGGUGUGUUGACAAAGAAGAUAAAUAACACAAAUAAUAUUUGUUCAAAGGAACAGAAGAUAUAAUUUCCGCUGUAUUAUAAAACUUCACCUUUUUGCAUACAAAGAAAAAAGUCAGCGUCAUUGCAGGUAGCAUGUAAAGACGAGCGCGUGCUAACGACAUAUUGUACAGUAUUUUAUCUUCAUGCAGAAAAGCACUGCAGACGGCAGACAUGUUGUUAAUAUCAUUUUUUAUCAGUUGACAUUUUAACAUUUCUGCUCUGAGGAGGUUGUGAGCAUCGACAGAGGGUCAAAAAAAGAUGAUCUUUGUGAUUUUUCAUGCAUUACAGUGACUACUGCCCUAGUUUGAGGUAAAAGGGGUUGAUUUGUUCUAACCAAGUCAUUAGAGCUCAGUCUAAAAUAAGCCUUGUUAGACCUGAUGGUGAGAUAAAGACAUCUAAAUAAAAGUGUGCUUUGCUGAGAGUUGAGAAAAGCCAGUUAGCUUAGCUUAGCUUAGCACAAAGACUGAAAACAGCUAGCUCUGUUCAAAAGUAAACUCUCUUACACAUCAAACACGUGUUCUUUAGAGAGUUUGAGUUUUAGAUGUUGGUUUAUAUGUUUCCUUUGGACAGAGCAAGGCUCGGUUUGGAGUCUUUAUGCUAAGCUAAGCAGCUAGCUUCAUAUCUACUGUACAGAGGCAUAUCAACCUCUUACAGCAAGAAAGUGAGUAUUUUCCUACUAGGUUUACCUUUGAAACUCAACAUUUCAGGGUUUAAAACCACACAGAACUAAUCUGAAAGGUGUAAAGACGAGCUAAUGUUCUACAAACCGACUCCAGACCAAGCCAUGGGAGACAGAAAAACCCUUUCCCUCAAAUUCAUAUCAUUGCUUUCAGUGCUUUUUGCGCCUCAGAUGCUAAUAGAAUAGACACUUUAGUGAGCUACUUAGUCGCAGGAGGACGUAGACGUUUUUUCUAACUAUCACCACAGUAAACCAUUCCAAGCGUACGCUAAGUACCAGCCAAACUCAGUGUGUAGAGUAGGAGUCGACCCCGUUCACUGUGUAAAUAUCCAACCAAACACCGAGGGUCACAAACCACACCGACACUCCCGCGCUUUGUGCACAAGCCAGUCUUUUUUAACCCUGUGUGUCUUUCUGUCCACUGCUCGAUACACAUGGACAUGAGGGAGAAAAAACUCUGUGUUAAUCAGGAGUUUGCUGAUUGCAGAAGUAAAGGACGUUUUGGAGAUUAAGUGACGGAACAUUUCGGUUUUAAUCAGUCGCCUUCCUCUUUGGAAACAUGGAUUUUAAAGACUCAAAUAUACAGUAAAGACUCACAGGAAAACAGUCUUUGGUUUAGCUUUUUAACUCACAGUGGACUUAUGGGAAAAUGAACACCUCAGCGUUAACAGUAGGGCUUGCACAAUGAAUCUAAAUGUUAUCAAAACUGCCAUCUGGACUAUUGCAAUAUCCAAAUUGCAGUAAAUAUAUGUGAAAAUAUCUGAAUUAAGUAUUGUGAAGCUGCGGAGAAGUCCCGCUCUACAAAAGGUAUAAUCAUCAUUUUACAAUAUAAGCAGGAAAACAAAUAUUGCUUCCUAGCCAACGAACUUAUAUUCUGACCAUUUGUUUUCAUGGAUGAAGGCACCACAGAUCGAACAGUCUGUAAGAGUCCAAAACAACUUUUUUGAGGCGAUUCAAAAAAUAUCUGAUUUAUAUAAUAUCUAUUGUCAGGAUGUUAGCCUUGUGGAUGUUUAAACAUCCGAUAUCCUCCACUGUCAGCAGACUGAAAGACCUUUGUAACGCUAACACAGGCUCAAAGAAAGACUGGUAGCAUCGUUGGGAAAUAGAAAGUUACCCGGCUGGCCCGUGUGUAUCUGUACGUGUUUUAUUGUGUAUCCUCAUUGCCUCGAUCGCUCAUCUUAAAUCCAGAUGUUAGAAUGUGGAGAAAUAAGUUUAAAAACCAGUGCCUUCUAGACUCGGACUGGGGAGGGGGUGGAUAUAAAGGGGAGUUUAGUGGAGGGGGGAGCAAACAAAGUGUCUAAGGUGAAUUUGUAAUAAUGGGAACUAUCUGGAAUGAAAGCAGUGGUGGUGGGACUCUGACUAGUGUGGAAAAGGAUCAUGGCCACAGGUGAAAAAAUGCAUUUGAGUCAGAAUUCUAGCUUUAAAUCACUCAAACUCACAUAGAUAUUUUUAAAAACAUACUGCAAUAACUUUAUUCUCAGUUUUAUAUCACUCGAUAUAUUAACAUUUCUGCUCUGAGAAGGUUGUGAGCAUCAACAGAGAGAUCAAAAAAUACUAUUUUCUUAAAAUGACUCGAUUUGUUUUAACCAAGUCAUCAAAAUUAAGUCUAAAAUAUGCUUUGUUGGACCUGAUAGUGAGUUUAAGACAGAACUAAAAGUGUGCUUAUUUGCUUUCUUGCUAAGAGUUGAGAUAUGAGCAGCCAGUUAGCUUAGCGUAGCACAGAGACACAUCUAGCUUGCUAGGCAGUGUACACAGUUAAGAUCUCUUACAUAUUACAUUUCUUUGAUGUAAUCUGUCAAAAAUAUUGUCAAUAGAGAGCUUGUGAAGUUAGUGUAAACUGUUACCAGUUAAAAUUCGUUAUGCUAAGUGCUAAGCGCUAAGCUAAGCAGCUACUGUCUUUAGCUUCAUAUUAACUGUACAGAGAAGGGUAUCAUCCUCUUCUUACAGGAUCUAAUUUACAGCAAGAAAGUGAGUUAGUGUAUUUUCCAAAAGUGUUCAAUCAGAAACCUAAGUUAAUUUAUGUUGUUACCUUGUUGACAGAAUCAGGGUUCAUUUAGAGUCGUUAUGCUAAGCUAAGCUAAGCAGCUACUGUCUCUGGCUUCAUAUUAACUUAAAGCAAAGAAGUAAGUAGGUGUAUUUUCCAAAAGUAUUCAAUCAGAGAGCUUGUGAAUUUAGUGUAUUUUAUUACUUGUAUACAGACUCAGGCUCUGUUUAGAAUAUUUUUGCUAAGCUACUGUAAGCAGCUACUGUCUUUAGCUUCAUAUUUGCUAUACAGAGAGGGGUGUCAUCCUCCUAUCUAACUUAAAGUAAGAAAGUGAUAAAGCAACUACUGUCUCUAGCUUAAUAUGAACUUAUAGCAAGAAUGUGUAUUUCCAAAAAGUCUUCAAUCAGAGAGCUUCUGAAUGUAGUGUAUAUUGUUACUUUUGGACAGAAUCAGGGUCCAUUCAGAGUUUUUAUGCUAAGCUAAGAUGCAUUUGAGUUCUGACUUUUAAUGACUUAAACUCAAAUAGAUGUUUAAAGUAAAUGAAUAGUUCACCUGUGGCCCUGCUCCUGUUGGCCUCAGUCUCUAGAGUUGUUAGCGGACGUGCCAUAUGACGCCUUAUAAACCAGUCCGACCCCCCCACCCAGUUAUUGAUCCCUCCCCCCCCUCCCAACAAUAAUAAAAACUCUCCCAUAGUUUCUUCCAGAUGCUGAGCCCUGCCACAGCAGAGAGACUCCCUCAGUCUCACACACCAAAUCCAGAGGGAAUUAAACAUCUCUGCUGAUGUUUCUGUAAAAUAAUGCAUUUUUAUUUAUUCCUCUUUUCUAUGUCCUGUGUGUUUGUUUGUUUGUUUUGUAGCUUUAAGCGUUAGAUAACUGGUUUUGUUUUUUUAAUGCUGAUUUUAAAAUCACACGCAGUUGGUUUUAUCCCUCGCCCCAUUACUUGACACACACACACAAGUGACUGUCCUCAACUUGUGCACAAUGUCAACUGCCACACACACACACACACACACUUUUUCCUAUCCGAGUACGUGAAUAUAUUUCCUGUAUCUCCAUGGCAACUAUAACUUCCUGUAGGUUUAUGGUCACAUGUAACAUAACACCGAAUAAAAACAAAUGAUACCACA